Molecule: messenger RNA, 1309 nt
Organism: Balaenoptera acutorostrata (minke whale)
Lineage: Eukaryota; Metazoa; Chordata; Mammalia; Artiodactyla; Balaenopteridae
Gene: JTB
Product: jumping translocation breakpoint
Exons: 6
Coding region: 706-1146 (146 amino acids)
Biological process (GO): mitotic cytokinesis
Cellular component (GO): cytoplasm; spindle; midbody
Source: RefSeq, a predicted model, not a curated record
AUUUUAAAAUCCAGUUUCAGCAUGGAGACCCUAUUCAGUUGCUUGGUACGGCUAUUGGAAGUGAGAUCUUACAAAAUCUUCCAGCUUGUCAUGAGGCACAGUGGGAUUGGCCCAGAGGGGCAAAAAGGCGACAGCCCAUGGAGCAUCGAGAACGACCACAAGCCUGACAACCGCCAUCUUCUCGGUUCCGGCAGAAGACUACCAGGACCAUAAUGCAACGGUGCGCCGAGCCAAUGGAUCGCAUCUCGCUGCACAAAUGCAGGGAGAUCCAAUUCCCAGGGAGCAGCGGGCGGAAGACUACGAGGCCCAUCAGGCAAGCCACGGACCUCUUCCGAUGACUGGCCUAGCUCUGGCAAACCUGCCCGUGCCCAGGAUCCUCCGCGCGCAAGAUGGAGGCGCCGGGAGCGGAAGCGGAGCAGAGGAGGUGCUAGGCCCUACGCCCCCUCGGUCUUCCGUGAGGACCGUACCAGUCCGAAGAAGGAAGCUCACGGUCCUACCCAGCAAAUGCGUAUUGCCUUUUCUCGCCGUGACCAUGGGGGCGUACUGAAAGAGCCUUUGAUCUGAUAGGCAACCCCAGCCUUUCGCAGCCCUGACUUGGAACCUCCCCGAGGACUGCAGUGUAAGCGCGGUCUCUGCGUUCCGACCGAGGCACGAGGCCAGUCAGGCAGGUCCCUCUGUCCCGACAGGUGGGACACUGAGCACUCCAUGCCAGCGGGCGCAGGGAGGCGUGGCCUCCCCCAGGGCCGCCACCUCUGCUGGUUGCUCUGCGCUUUCACUUUAAGGCUCUGCCAAGCAGAAGCUCCCGUGCGGGAGGAGAAGCUGUCAGUGAGCACCUCAAGUUUGCUGUGCUGGCUGGUGGAAGAGUUUGUGGUGGCGGAAGAGUGUGCUCCAUGUUCUAAUUUCCAGGCUAAAACCACCCCCGAGUGUGGCUCCACCGGGUAUGUGGAGAAAAUCACAUGUAGCUCAUCUAAGAGGAGCGAGUUCAAAAGCUGCCGCUCAGCUCUGAUGGAACAACACUUAUUCUGGAAAUUCGAAGGGACUGUCAUAGGUGUGGCCUUGGUCUUUGCUUGCCUUGUCAUUGUUCGUCAGCGACAACUGGACAGAAAGGCGCUGGAAAAGGUCCGGAAGCAAAUUGAGUCCAUAUAGCUACCUCCUCCCCUUUCAUCUGGGUCUUAGAGACCCUGCCUCAGACAAAGUGGAAUGAACUGACUCGUGCCCCUGGUUCUCUGGAACCUGGUGGUGGCACCCCCUUUCUCCCAUCUUCCUCGUCUAAAUCAUUAAUGAGCAGAAUAAAAAGAGUAAAAUCGUU